Theobroma umbraticum is the source of this 3225-nucleotide messenger RNA. RefSeq names its product MUTS homolog 2 (gene MSH2). Lineage: Eukaryota; Viridiplantae; Streptophyta; Magnoliopsida; Malvales; Malvaceae. The record is from RefSeq and is a predicted model, not a curated record. Gene Ontology annotation, cellular component: MutSalpha complex; nucleus. Gene Ontology annotation, biological process: mitotic recombination; mismatch repair. Gene Ontology annotation, molecular function: ATP-dependent DNA damage sensor activity; mismatched DNA binding; ATP binding.
AUGGAUGGAAAUUUUGAUGAACAAAACAAGCUUCCAGAGCUCAAACUAGAUGCAAAGCAGGCUCAAGGGUUUCUCUCAUUCUUCAAAACCCUACCCAAUGAUGCAAGGGCAGUUCGGUUUUUUGAUCGCCGGGAUUAUUAUACUGCUCAUGGUGAAAAUGCAACCUUUAUUGCAAAGACAUAUUACCGCACUACUACUGCUCUCCGGCAACUGGGUAGUGGCUCUGAUGGCCUUUCAAGUGUAACUGUUAGUAAAAACAUGUUUGAAACAAUUGCUCGUGAUCUUCUCCUGGAGAGAACAGACCACACUCUGGAGCUCUAUGAAGGUAGUGGCUCCAAUUGGAGGUUGGUGAAAAGUGGCAGUCCUGGGAAUCUGGGCAGUUUUGAGGAUGUUCUGUUUGCCAACAAUGAGAUGCAGGACACACCUGUUGUUGUUGCAUUGCUUCCUAACUUCCGCGAAAAUGGGUGCACUAUUGGGUUCAGUUAUGUUGAUUUAACGAAGAGGGUACUUGGAUUGGCUGAAUUUCUUGAUGAUAGUCACUUUACAAAUACGGAGUCAGCUUUGGUUGCUCUCGGUUGCAAGGAAUGCCUUUUGCCCAUAGAGAGUGGCAAAUCCAGUGAAUGUAGAACUCUCAAUGAUGCUUUGACCAGAUGCGGUGUUAUGGUAACUGAGAGAAAGAAAACUGAGUUUAAAGCAAGGGAUCUGGUUCAGGAUCUUGGCAGACUAAUCAAAGGUUCCAUUGAACCAGUUCGAGACUUGGUUUCUGGAUUUGAAUUUGCACCUGCUGCUUUAGGAGCCUUACUAUCUUAUGCAGAACUACUGGCAGAUGAAGGCAAUUAUGGAAAUUAUAGCAUCCGGAGAUACAAUCUUGGCAGCUACAUGAGAUUAGAUUCUGCUGCUAUGAGGGCAUUGAAUGUCCUAGAAAGCAGAACUGAUGCAAACAAAAAUUUUAGUUUGUUUGGUCUUAUGAAUAGAACCUGUACCGCUGGGAUGGGUAAGCGGUUGCUUCAUAUGUGGCUAAAACAGCCUUUGUUAGAUGUAAGUGAGAUAAACUCAAGGCUAGAUUUGGUACAAGCUUUUGUGGAGGAUACUGAGCUUCGCCAAGCUUUGAGGCAGCAUCUGAAAAGAAUUUCAGAUAUUGAGCGACUUAUGCGCAACAUUGAAAAGACAAGAGCUGGUUUGCAGCAUGUUGUAAAACUUUAUCAGUCAAGUAUAAGAAUUCCCUACAUUAAAAGUGCCCUGGAAAAAUAUGAUGGACAGUUUUCGUCCUUGAUCAAGGAAAGAUAUUUGGAUCCUUUUGAGCUCUUGACUGACGACGAUCAUUUGAACAAGUUCAUUUCUCUUGUUGAAACCUCUGUCGACCUAGAUCAACUUGAAAAUGGGGAAUACAUGAUUUCCCCUAGUUAUGAUGAUGCACUAGCUGCACUAAAAAAUGAGCAGGAGUCGCUCGAGCUCCAAAUACGCAACUUACAUAAACAAACUGCUUUUGAUCUUGAUCUGCCAGUAGACAAGGCAUUGAAGUUAGAUAAGGGCACACAGUUUGGACAUGUUUUCAGAAUUACAAAGAAAGAAGAGCCAAAAGUGAGAAAAAAGCUCUCCACCCAAUUUAUUGUUCUUGAAACUCGAAAGGAUGGAGUUAAAUUCACUAACACAAAGCUUAAAAAGUUGGGGGACCAGUACCAAAAUGUACUUGAGGAGUAUAAGAACUGUCAAAAAGAACUAGUCAACCGAGUGGUUCAAACUACAGCAACUUUUUCUGAGGUGUUUGAGCCCUUAGCUGGGUUGCUCUCUGAAUUGGAUGUCUUGCUUAGUUUUGCUGAUUUAGCUUCUAGUUGCCCUACCCCGUACACAAGGCCUGAAAUUACUCCAGGGGAUGUAGGAGAUAUUGUAUUAGAAGGAAGUAGACAUCCCUGUGUGGAGGCGCAAGACUGGGUGAAUUUUAUACCAAAUGAUUGUAGACUUGUAAGAGGAAGGAGCUGGUUCCAGAUCAUCACUGGGCCUAAUAUGGGUGGAAAAUCAACAUUCAUCCGGCAGGUUGGUGUCAACAUUCUAAUGGCACAAGUAGGUUCUUUUGUUCCUUGUCAAAAAGCUAGCAUUUCUGUCCGAGACUGCAUUUUUGCCCGUGUUGGUGCUGGUGACUGCCAACUACGUGGAGUUUCUACCUUUAUGCAAGAAAUGCUUGAAACUGCAUCAAUAUUGAAAGGAGCUACUGACAAGUCAUUGAUAAUCAUUGAUGAGUUGGGGCGAGGAACAUCAACCUAUGAUGGAUUUGGUUUAGCAUGGGCCAUAUGUGAGCAUAUUGUUGAAGUGAUCAAAGCACCUACUUUGUUCGCUACCCACUUCCAUGAACUGACUGCAUUAGCUCAUGAAAAUGCCAAUGAUGAGCCACAGGCAAAACAGAUUGUUGGUGUGGCAAACUAUCAUGUUAGUGCUCACAUUGACUCAUCAAGUCGCAAAUUGACAAUGCUGUACAAGGUUGAGCCAGGUGCCUGUGAUCAAAGUUUUGGUAUUCAUGUGGCAGAAUUUGCGAACUUUCCUGAAAGUGUUAUAUCCCUUGCAAGAGAAAAGGCUGCUGAAUUGGAAGAUUUCUCGCCAACUUCAAUCAUUUCCAGUGAUCCUAGACAAGAGGAGGGUUCUAAAAGGAAGCGAGAGUGUGAUCCUAUUGACAUGUCUAGAGGUGCUGCAAAGGCUCACAAGUUCUUGAAGGACUUUGCCGAUUUGCCAUUGGAGUCUAUGGACCUGAAGCAGGCUCUGCAACAAGUAAACAAGCUAAAGGGUGACUUAGAAAAGGAUGCAGUGAACUGUUACUGGCUCCGGCAAUUCCUUUAGUUACCCCCAAAUCAAGGUACCCUCUUCGCCUGCAUAACCGCGGGUGAAGGUAAUGUUUCUAGUGGUUUAUUGUGAAAUGGCUUCGUGUCGAGCACUCCUUUCCCAUUUUUGUACAAACAGAAACUUUAACACUGUCACUGGAAGCAGCAGCAGCAGCCCUGCUGUCUUCUUUUUGGGGUGGCAUAUCUGACCUUAGCCUGAUUACCGGGCUUUCUGUUAUUUAUCUCUCUUCCCUUCUUUUUUUGCAGAGGUGAUGGGGUGCCUCUUGAUGUAAAUAGUACUUUUCUUACCUAGGUUUAAAUUGAGGAAUUAAGAGAUGUGGAAUCCCUGGCUUGCAUUGAAUUUUAAUGGAUCAUAUAUUCCCUUCUCUUUGGCUUCCCUUUGAACUAAGAUUUG